ACCAUUAUACGUUUAGCUUUAGUUUAUGGCUUCCUGUCAGUCUUCAACAAAUAAUCUGAAUUUCGUAUCCUCCCUUUUUUCUUUUAUUGUGUAGUUUUUCACAGAAAAUGUCUUCUAAAAGUGAAAAAGAUCGAGCUAAACAGAUCCAGGAUCGAUGUCAAAAUAUUCUAAUCCAAAUGUUGAAAGACGAGGACAAUAAAUAUUGUGUAGAUUGUGACGCCAAGGGACCACGUUGGGCAUCAUGGAACCUAGGUAUAUUCCUAUGCAUAAGGUGUGCUGGUAUCCAUCGGAACCUGGGUGUUCAUAUAUCCAAGGUGAAGAGUGUCAACUUGGACUCAUGGACACCAGAACAAGUGGUAUCACUACAACAAAUGGGUAAUUCUCGUGCAAGAGCAGUAUAUGAAGCAAAUUUGCCAGACUCUUUUAGACGGCCACAGAAUGACUCUUCACUAGAGUCAUUCAUACGGGCCAAGUAUGAACAGAAGAAAUACAUUGCUAAGGAAUGGGUGCCACCACAACUUCCUAAAGUGAAUUGGGAUAAAGAGAUAGAUGAAGAACUAGAAAGGCAAAAGAGGAAAAAGAAAACGACCACAUCAUCUCUGGGACCAUUGCCGGCCCCAAGUGUUGAUAAAAAAUAUAAUAAAUCUGAUGUUAUCCCCAGUAUACCUAAACCCAAAUCGUCAGUUAGUCCCAAGUUGAGUAGAAAUACACCAGUUGAAAUUAAACCGAGUAAUGGUGCAGCUGAUCUGCUGGGUUUGGACACUGCCAUGCCCUCCACUAAACCAGAGCAGAAGAGUACUAAUGAUGAUAUUUUCUCAAGUUUCUUCUCGGCACCAGAAAAACCGGCUGAGGUAGCGCAAGAACAAAAAUCGGAUUUGAAAACAGAAGAAGAAAAUUUCUUCAAACAACCUGCGCCUACUGAGAAAGAAAAGUCCAAACUUACAAAGGACAGCAUAUUAGCGUUAUACAGUCAAACACCUAUGAACCAAUUUAAUCCAGUACCUCAAAUGCAACAAAUUCCGGGUCAACAAAUGCAACAAAUUCCGGGUCAACAGAUGCAACAAAUUCCAGGUCAACAAAUGCAACAUAUACCAGGCCAACAACUAUCUGGUCAACUACCUGGGCAACAAAUAACAGGACAACAACUUCCUGGUCAACAAAUAACAGGCCAACAAGCUCCUGGUCAGUUCUAUCAGCCAUAUAUGAUGAAUGGUAUGCAAAUGAACCAAUUUCAGCCAGCUAGCCAAUUUCAGUAUCAAAUGCCACCACAGCCACAGUUUCAGACACAACCAAACUUUUUCAACCAACCCCUUUCGCAACAGUUUGGCAAUCUUAAUUUAGGUCAAGGUUUCCCUAACGCAUUUCCUAACCCCAAUGUUGCCAGUAAUUCUACAUGGCAAUAAUAAAAAUAGUUUUUUUUAAUGGCAAUACUUUUUGAACAUGGCGUUUUGGGCGAUUUAAGUAGCAUGGGAUCUCUGAAUUAUAAAAUAUGUUUGAACAUUAUAAAACAAAUCGAAGAUUAGUGCAUUGUUAUACAUAAUUUUAAAAUCUUAAUUCAGUCUAUUCAUAUUUAGUUACAGGUUACAAUAUUGCGCAAACUUAUUUUAAAGUUUAUUUUAGUUUGGGAGAUUCCGUUAGGUUUUAGUUCGGUCAAAUCGCACAUACGCCAGAGAUAUUUCAUUUAUCAUAGACAAUAAUUUCAUUCAAUAGAUAGAAAAUGUAAUCUAGUUGCCUUCAGGCAGAUUACAAUUAUUUCAUAAAAAUGCAGUCCUACUUGUUCAGUAUGAGACGAUAAUGUUCAAAUGCCAAUGAUACAGACAUUCCUUUUUGCUGCAUAUAUGUGUCUAUUAAUAAACUAAACCGUGACAAAUGGAUACAGAACAUGCCUGUUGAAACUUGUCACCAAAUACUAAUUCUAUUUUUUUUUGUCUACCGCCAUAUUGAAACAAAACAAUAUCAGCAUUUUUUAUGUAUUGGUAACUGCUUUUUAAUAGACUAUAGAAGUAAUGUUUGCCCAACCCCCGUAACAUCUUGCCAAUUUGACAUCUACUGAAGAUUAAGGCAUGUGUACAACUGGGUAUUUUGUUAAAUGUUUAUCAUACUACAUACAGUUUGAUCAUAUGUUCGUGAGAAUUGGCACAUUAAAAUGCUUGUUUUGAUGUCUAAAGCAGACUAAUAGUUCAUUUGUCACAUUUAAAAAAUAUAAAUGUAUCAUUUAAGUUUAUUUUUGGGGUGUCUAGCGUGAUGAGCACAUUUGAUAUUGCUGCUAACUUCAAGUCAUGUCUUCUAGUUUAAGGUGUGUCGUAAAUUGUUUUAGUAGAGAAUUUAUUUUUUUAAAGCACUUUUUUUCUACAUUCAUUAUUUACACAAUUAUUUUUGUUUUAAAAUUAUUCUUAUAUUCGUGGUUUAGCACAUAAGUUUUCCUAGAAAAGAUAAUGUCACCGUAAGUAUUUAUCAUGAUGAACGCAUUUUGGUGCUGUCAACUUUUUUUAAAUGUUUGUUCAGAGUAAUGUAAGAAAUCGAUGAGUUAACAAACUGUUAGUUUUAUUAUGAAGAUUAUUUGGCAUUGUUAUAUUUUAGUUCCUCUUGUAGCAUUAUAUUCAUAGAAAAGUAUUGUGAUUGUCCAUCUCAACAUUUCAUUUCAACCUUACUACUAAUCAAGGGCGGAUGCAACUUUGGCGCCAGGAGAGGGUCAGUCGUGGUCAAGUCAAGAACUUAUACGUUUGUCAUCUUACACAGUUAUUAUAUUCAAUUAAAUAAAUAUUGAAGAUAUGUAGUAACAUAAAAUCUGGAAGGUGAUCAAGUAUUGAAAUAAAAUCAUUAUGUUCAAUUAGUGGUCCACCUAAGUCCUGGAACCUGAAAAAAUAUGUAUACUAUGUCGCAGCCAGCUAUUUUAUUUAGCCGUUCAAUGAACAGCCUAGCCUUUAAACUAAACAGCGCCGUUUAACUAGAGGCCUGAAAAAUAUUCAGCCGUAGCGUUUGUUACAGCCUGAAACUGGCUAAUUCUUAGGUCAUUUAAUACAAUAGAGUGAUUAUUUUGCAGAAAUAAAAGAGUAGAAACAUAUGACAUAAAAAAUAUUUAAAAUGUAACUCUUCCUGGAGUCAAAUUCACAUUAUUAUUGUCACUAAACACUUCCAUUGUACUUGUUGUUUUUUAUGAAACUUAGAUGUUUACUAAUUAAAUUUGAAGUUGGCCGACGUCAUAUUGACAGUUGGAAGAGUUUCGUUUUGAGAGAGUUUCAGAAAAUGGAAUUAAGUUUAACAGGCUACGCAAGUGAUGAAACGUCAUCGAUCCAAAUCAUUUGCCGCAACAUCUUUUAGGCCAGUAGUUAAACAGCUUCGCUGUUAAAUUGAACGGCUGAUUAAGCUAUAUACGCUGUUUCAGAAAAAAUACGAUGCUAAUAAUAAAAAUAAGGCCACUUUGAGAAAGCUAUCGAAAAUCUGCAAUAUUUUGAGAAUAUUUUCCACAUUAAGUAUUUUUAUUUCACUAAUCUGGUAGCUAUAAUGUUAUUAUUGUUUGAGGACUAUAACUAAUUCGAAAUAUGUGGCUUUACUAUUUUUACGGUUCAAUUUUACUUUAAAAUGUGGUUUAUAAACUAACAUAAUAUUCUGCGCUACUAUAUUUCACAUCCUUUCAAGAGACAAUAAAAAUGUUGCUUGGGAGCGAGAACUUACAAUAUUAAGUACUUAAUACCUACAUAUUGUAAAUAAUAUCUGCUUGUUUAUAAACGUACAAUAAACCUCAUCAAAUAUUUGCCCCUAACUUUUACUUCGUGUUAUUUGCAAACUGUAUAAAACAUUCUUUAGCUAAUUAGGGCUAGGGUACGUUUUUUAAAAAGAGUUGUGACAGGGAGCUAAUGUGUGCCGUGCCUGGCGAUCUUUUUUGUUUUAGUAAAAAUGUUGAUAUAGUUGUAACAAGACUGUCUGUCAUAUUGGCAUGAUUUGUCUCGGAACUUGUAUUUUUCGUUUUUAAAUAAAUACAUAAUAUUGUCCUCAA
Pieris rapae (cabbage white) is the source of this 3997-nucleotide messenger RNA. RefSeq names its product stromal membrane-associated protein 1. Gene Ontology annotation, molecular function: metal ion binding; GTPase activator activity. Bases 108 to 1403 code for a protein of 431 amino acids. The record is from RefSeq and is a predicted model, not a curated record. NCBI's taxonomy places the organism in Eukaryota, Metazoa, Arthropoda, Insecta, Lepidoptera, Pieridae. The transcript has 6 exons.